Rubroshorea leprosula is the source of this 2541-nucleotide messenger RNA. The record is from the annotation of a GenBank genome assembly. NCBI's taxonomy places the organism in Eukaryota, Viridiplantae, Streptophyta, Magnoliopsida, Malvales, Dipterocarpaceae.
UCUGAAGCAGCUUAACCAGCUGGAAAUCUUUAAUCCCGCUCCUUCAAAACAACAACAGGAGAAGCCAAUUCUCUUGAUUUCUCUAGGGAAGGUGAAUCGAAGGACUGUUGGGUAUGUGUAGUGGUUCAAACAGUAAACUUAGUUCCUCAGGCGUCCUCAUGGAAGCUGAAUUCCCUAAGAAUAAAGAUCUUGCCUCAAGUAAAUGUUCAGUUUUGCUUGAGUUGGCUGCAUCUGGUGAUCUUGCUGCCUUCAAAAGGGAAGUGGAAGAAAAGGGGUUUGACCUUGAGGAGGCAAGCUUUUGGUAUUCUAGAAGAAUUGGGUCUAGAAAGAUGGGUUUUGAGGAGAGGACUCCACUCAUGGUUGCUGCCAUGUUUGGUAGCACUGAGGUUUUGAAGUAUAUCAUUGGAAGCGGCAUGGCUGAUGUGGAUAGAGCUUGUGGUGUUGAUGGGGCCACUGCUCUUCACUGUGCUGUUUCUGGUGGUGCCAGUUCUUCUGUGGAGAUAAUCAAGCUUCUGCUUGAUGCGUCAGCUGAUGCUGGUUGUGUUGAUGCUAGUGGGAACAAACCCAUUGAUUUCAUUCCCCCAGCUUUAAGGUUCUUAUGCAAUUCUAGAAGAAAGGUGAUAGAGUUGUUGCUGAAAGGAGAGACUUUGAUUGGGACUAUUGAUGAAAAUCAGGAAGAAGUACCAGAGAAGAUGAUUGUGCCUCAAUUGUCAAAGGAUGGGACUGAGAAGAAAGAAUAUCCAAUUGAUGUAUCGUUGCCUGAUAUAAACAAUGGAAUAUAUGGCACCGAUGAGUUCAGGAUGUAUACUUUCAAAGUAAAGCCUUGCUCAAGGGCAUACUCCCAUGAUUGGACAGAGUGCCCUUUUGUUCAUCCUGGGGAGAAUGCUAGGAGGAGAGACCCAAGGAAGUACCCUUACAGCUGUGUCCCCUGCCCAGAGUUCCGUAAGGGGUCUUGUCCCAAGGGUGAUGCUUGUGAGUAUGCACAUGGUGUGUUUGAAUCCUGGCUUCAUCCUGCCCAGUACAGAACUCGGCUCUGCAAGGAUGAGGUUGGCUGUAACCGCAAAGUUUGCUUCUUUGCACAUAAACCUGAAGAACUGCGACCUGUAUAUGCAUCCACAGGGUCAGCCAUGCUCUCGCCAAGGUCUGCUGCAAUCAGUGCUGUGGACAUGGCAGCACUGAGUCCUCUGGUGCUUGGUUCCUCAUCCCUGCCAUUGCCUACUGCUUCAACCCCACCGAUGUCUCCCUUGGCAGCCUCUUCAUCACCAAAGAGUGGAGGCUUGUGGCAGAACAAAGUUAACCUUGCUCCACCUGCCUUGCAGCUACCAGGAAGUCGGUUGAAGUCAGCUUAUAGUGCUAGGGAUUUGGAUUUGGAGAUGGAAUUAUUGGCACUAGAGAAUCAGAACAGCCAAUUGCACCAACAGCAAUUGAUGGAUGAGAUAUCUGGUCUUUCCUCUCCCUCUUGCUGGAAUAAGGAAUUCAGUAGGCUUGGAGAUUUGAAGCCUACUAACCUCGAUGAUGCCUUUGGAUCCCUCGAUCCUUCCAUGUUGUCUCCAUUGAAAGGACUGUCGAUCAAAUCUGCAACACCAACUCAGUUGCAAUCUCCAGCAGGGCUUCAAAUUCGCCAAAACAUGAACCAACUGCGUGCAAGCUACCCAACAAACAUGUCAUCCUCUCCUGUGAGGAAACCCUCUUCUUUUGGUUUUGACUCAUCUGCUGCAGUGGCAGCAGCGGUGAUGAAUUCUAGGUCCUCUGCAUUUGCCAAACGGAGCCAGAGUUUCAUUGAUCGUGGAGCAGUAACUAGUAGGGUUGGGCUUACUGCCGCUUCUAAUUCCCCAUCUAUGAUGUCCUCAAAUCUCUCUGACUGGGGCUCCCCUGAUGGGAAACUGGACUGGGGAAUCCAAGGAGAUGAGCUCAACAAGCUGAGGAAGUCUGCGUCCUUUGGGUUCCGGAACAACAGUCCUCCAAAGACACAAAUGAUGCCCAUGAAUACUGAAGAGCCAGAUGUAUCUUGGGUUAAUUCCCUGGUGAAAGAUGUCAGUCCUGUGGGAAGUGGGUUGUAUGGCAAUGAGAAGCAGCAGCAGUAUGGUAUGGGCACAGGUGCUUCUGAGUCACUUCCAGCAUGGGUGGAGAAAAUAUACAUAGAACAGGAGCAGAUGGCAUAAGGAAGAGCCAUUUGCUUAUAGAUUCAUUCUAACAAAUCUGAUACUUGGAAUUCUUAUCAGUAUUCAUCGUAGGUGGUGGUAAACUGCGAACAAGAGAUAGAUGCUGAAGAACAAAAAAUAUGAGCCGGAGGCAUCAUUCUCUGCUCAUCCUAGAAUUAGGAAAAAUUUAUUGAUUAUUUUAUAUUCUUAAUUUUUUUUUACCCUCUUCGCCUUAGGGAAUGUUAUUUAUAUCUUGCUUAGUAAUGAAAAACUACUGUGAUCAAACGUUGACUCAGAGAGAGUUGCUGCUUUUAUAUAAUCCUCCGUUGGAAGUCCUCCUUGUAUUUAAGCAAUCUCUCAUUGUGUAUCUCUAUCUCCAUAAUAUAUAUAUAUAUAUCUU